Ananas comosus (pineapple) is the source of this 1579-nucleotide messenger RNA. Its product is annotated as probable arabinosyltransferase ARAD1. Bases 32 to 1471 code for a protein of 479 amino acids. The transcript is spliced from 3 exons. The record is from RefSeq and is a predicted model, not a curated record. NCBI's taxonomy places the organism in Eukaryota, Viridiplantae, Streptophyta, Magnoliopsida, Poales, Bromeliaceae. Gene Ontology annotation, molecular function: glycosyltransferase activity.
ACUCCGAUCUAGCUGUACUCGGGACGAAGCCAUGCGGAGCUCCUCCCGUUUCCUCUUCCUCGGCCUCUUCGCCCUACCCCUCGUCGUCGUCCUCCUCCUCCUCAUCUCCUCCCGAUCCGAACCCUACAUCCUCCUCCCCACCUUCUCCCCAAACCCUAACCCUACCCCCCGAUCCCACCCCCGCCUCAAGGUCUUCGUCGCUGAUCUCCCCCGCUCCUUCAACUACGGCCUCCUCGACCUCUUCUGGUCCCUCUCCGCCCCCGACUCCCGCAUCGGCGCCAACCCCGACGCCGACCUCCGCUCCUCCACCAUGCGCCGCCGCGGCGCGCCGCUGCCGCCGCCGUACCCGGAGAACCCGCUGAUUAAGCAGUACAGCGCCGAGUAUUGGCUCUUGGGCGAUCUCGAGACGCCACGGGGGUCGCGGGGCGCGGCGGCGGCGUCGGUGGCGGAGAGGGUGUAUGAUGCGGCGGAGGCGGACGUGGUGUUCGUGCCGUUCUUCGCGACGCUGAGCGCCGAGAUGGAGCUCGGGUGGGGGAGGAAGGGGGGAUUCGGGAGGGAGGAGGGGAAUGGGGAUUAUAGGAGGCAGAGGGAGGUGGUCGAUCGGAUCACCGGCUCUGAUGCGUGGAGGAGAUCCGGUGGCCGGGAUCAUGUUUUCGUAUUGACCGACCCGGUCGCUAUGUGGCACGUUAGAAAAGAGAUUGCUCCAGCUAUUCUUCUAGUGGUUGAUUUUGGCGGGUGGUACAAACUCGAUUCAAAAGCAGCUAAUCAUAACUCUUCAAGUAUGAUACAGCACACUCAGGUGUCAUUGAUCAAGGAUGUGAUAGUACCUUACACCCAUUUGCUACCUAGAUUACCCCUCUCGGAGGAUCGGCCUCGUCAUAUUCUUCUCUACUUUAAAGGAGCUAAGCAUAGGCAUCGGGGUGGAUUGGUGCGAGAAAAGCUAUGGGAUUUGCUGGUUGACGAGCCAGGCGUCAUAAUAGAAGAAGGCUUUCCUAAUGCUACCGGCCGUGAACAGUCAAUUAAAGGCAUGAGAUCAACCGAAUUUUGUUUGCAUCCAGCGGGGGACACCCCCACAUCAUGCCGCCUCUUCGAUGCCAUAUUUAGUCUCUGUAUUCCAGUUGUUGUUAGUGAUAACAUUGAGCUCCCCUUCGAAGGAAUCAUAGACUACUCAGAGUUCUCACUUUUCGUGUCGGUUAACAAUGCUCUGCAACCAAAAUGGCUGGUGAACUACUUGAGGAGUAUCACCAAAGAACAGAAAGACAAGCUUCGUGCGAACAUGGCUCGUGUUCAGCCUGUAUUUGAGUACGAAAACGGCAGGCCUGGCGGCGUAGGGCCUAUUCCUCCAGAUGGAGCUGUGAACCACAUAUGGAAAAAGAUCCAUCAGAAGGUGCCCAUGAUUAAAGAAGCUAUUAUUCGUGAGAAGAGAAAACCGGAGGGUGUGUCGAUCCCGCUUCGUUGCCACUGCACGUAACCGACUUUACGAAUUUAGUACCCUAUUCUUUUUUGCCUUUCCUUUCUCAUACUUCAAUGGAAAAACUUCAAAACCCCCCCCCUGUGGUUUCGUGCAUUCUCACUUUGC